Messenger RNA from Camellia sinensis, 3282 nucleotides. RefSeq names its product Replication factor-A protein 1-like protein. Gene Ontology annotation, molecular function: single-stranded telomeric DNA binding; zinc ion binding; damaged DNA binding. Lineage: Eukaryota; Viridiplantae; Streptophyta; Magnoliopsida; Ericales; Theaceae. Gene Ontology annotation, cellular component: nucleus; DNA replication factor A complex. Gene Ontology annotation, biological process: DNA replication; telomere maintenance via telomerase; double-strand break repair via homologous recombination. The record is from RefSeq and is a predicted model, not a curated record.
AUCCCAAUAUUACAUUUCGCGCUUUCCCUCUUAAAAUUCCAUUACGAGCCGCUUCAUCUCCUCUAGGGUUUCAAAAAUUCACACACACUCUCUCUCUCUCUCUCUGGGAAUUGGAUCGAUCGAUUUUCUUCAACUUUCUUCUCAAUUUUCUCGGGGAAAUUUCUAAAAUGGCAAUCAAUUUGACGGAAGGAGCAGUAGCGAUGCUGACGAGCGGAGAGCAAGGGAGCGAUGUGAAGCCAGUGCUUCAAGUGGCGGACCUGAGGUUGGUGAACACGCAGAACCAGAGCAACGAGAGGUAUCGUAUCUUGCUCUCCGAUGGUUCGCAUCUCCAGCAAGGUAUGCUUGCUACUCAGAAGAACGAUUUGGUUCGGUCUCAGAGUUUGCAGAAGGGUUCCAUUGUUCAGUUGACUCAGUUCGUCUGUAAUGUCAUCCAAGGCCGCACGAUUAUUAUUAUCAUAGACUUGAAUGUGAUACUUGACAAGUGUGAUCCUAUAGGCGAACCAAAACAAUACGAGCGACCUGGCAUCAAUACGGGUGCUGCUCCAGGGGCAAGACCUUCUGCACAGAUGCAGUCUAACAUGGAUCAGCCGGGGACAGUUACUGGUAAUCCACCAUCUUAUGUUGGUAGUUCACUGGGUGGUUCAGUUGUCAAACCAAAUCUACCUGGUGGAACUCUUCCAAACCAACCUACAAUAGAUCGUAGUGCAGAUUCACAUUCCUAUGGUGGAGGUUCCUUUGCCAGCAAUCCUGACUCUGGACGAUAUAAUGCAACAAAUACCCAUGUUAUGUACCCCAAAACAGAAAUUGGUGCUGGGAUUUCACGGGCUCCAAUGAAUAAUUAUGGGCGUCCACCUCAGGCAGCAUAUCAACAGCCACCUCCAAUGUACACAAACAGAGGGCCUGUAGCUAAGAAUGAAGCUGCGCCCAGGAUAAUUCCAAUUGCUGCUUUGAAUCCAUAUCAGGGAAGGUGGACAAUUAAGGCCCGAGUGACAGCAAAGGGGGAACUUAGACACUACAAUAAUCCUCGGGGUGAAGGCAAAGUAUUUUCCUUUGAUCUUCUUGAUUCUGAUGGUGGAGAAAUUCGAGUGACCUGCUUUAAUGCUGUUGCUGAUCAGUUCUACAACCAGAUUGAAUCUGGUAAGGUGUAUUUGAUCUCGAAGGGAAGCCUUAAGCCUGCUCAGAAAGCUUUCAAUCAUCUUCGUAAUGAUCAUGAAAUUUUACUGGACAGUACAUCAACAGUGCAACCUUGCCCUGAGGAUGAUAACUUAAUUCCACGCCAGCAAUUUCAUUUCCGUCCCAUAAUCGAUGUUGAGAGCUUGGAGACCAACAGUAUUGUGGAUGUGAUUGGCGUUGUAUAUUUUAUCAGUCCAUCUACUUCAAUAAUGAGAAAAAAUGGAACUGAAACUCAAAAGAGGGUUCUCCAGUUGAAGGACAUGUCUGGAAGAAGUGUUGAAUUGACUUUAUGGGGAAAUUUUUGCAAUGCUGAAGGACUUGAAAUGCAAAAGAUGUGUGAUUCUGGGCUAUUCCCUGUUCUGGCUGUGAAAUCUGGUAGAGUUAGUGAAUUUAAUGGGAAGGCAGUGGGAACCAUAUCUUCAAGCCAGUUGAUCAUAGAGCCAGAUUUUCCGGAGGCUCGCAGGCUAAAGGAAUGGUUUGAAAAGGAGGGACGAAACAUUCCAUCUGUUUCUAUAUCAAGGGAGACAACAUCUAUAGGAAGAACAGAUGUCCGGAAGACUAUAUCCCAGAUUAAAGAUGAGAAACUAGGGACUUCUGAGAAGCCAGACUGGAUUACAGUCAGUGCGGCUAUCUCGUUCAUGAAAGUAGAUAAUUUCUGCUAUACAGCAUGUCCAAUCAUGAUUGGGGAUCGACAAUGCAACAAGAAGGUUACGAACAAUGGAGAUGGAAAAUGGCGGUGCGAUAGGUGUGAUCAAUCUGUUGAUGAGUGUGAUUACAGGUAUAUUCUGCAGUUUCAGAUACAAGACCACACCGGUUUAACAUGGGUAACGGCUUUUCAGGAAUGUGGUGAGGAAAUAAUGGGUAUAUCUGCGAAAGAUUUGUAUUAUUUGAAAUACGAAGAGCAGGAUGAUGAAAGGUUUGGCGAAAUUGUGCGGAAAGUACUGUUUAAUAAAUUUGUAUUCAAGUUGAAAGUGAAGGAGGAGAUGUUCAGUGAUGAACAGCGCGUAAAAUCUACAGUGGUCAAAGCAGAGAAAGUUAAUUUCUUAUCAGAGUCUCGGUUUCUUCUGGAUUUGAUGGAUAAACUCAAAGUAGAGAACGUUGGUUCUUCAGCCCCGAUGACGGAUAAUGUCUUUCUGAACACUGGAGUAAAUAGUCCUGGAUCGGGAAGUGUUGGAGCUAGGCAACCUCCUCUGCCCAGUGCAAGUUACAUGGGAAGUACUAGCAAUGCUGGUGGGGAAUUUGGGCUACCAGCAAAUCAAGUGGGUCAGUAUGUGAACCAGUACAGUAGUUCUAGGCUUCCUACAAGUGGAUCUACUGGUAUGUACUUAAGCUGCAAUAGCUGUGGUGGUUCGGGGCAUAGCUCUACAAACUGCCCUAGUGUUAUGAGCGGUCAGGGACAGUCAUACGGAGGUGGCUUUGCUAAUAGGGCAUCUCCUGGGGCAGGUGUGGGUGGUGGUGCAUCGGGUGAGUGCUUUAAAUGCAAUCAAUCAGGGCAUUGGGCUAGAGAUUGUCCUGGUUUGAGCAAUGUACCUGCUGGGGCAGGUGUGGGUGGUGGUGCAUCUGGUGAGUGCUUUAAAUGCAAUCAACCAGGGCAUUGGGCUAGAGAUUGUCCUGGUUUGAGCAAUGUACCUCCAGCCUAUGGAAGUGGCAGUGUCACACCCGGAAGAUAUGGGGGUGUUCCAAAGCAAAGGGUUGGCGGCUUUUGAGGUUAGUUGGAAUCGAGAUUGUAAAGAUCUGUGCAAAUAUAUGCCUGUGCUGUCAAGAUGGGGGUUCCAGUUUUGUUUGGGGACUAGUGUUGUGAUGUGUUUUCUCCAUGCAGUAAUGGGGGUUACGACGAUGUUUGGCUUCUUACAUUAGCUGUUAGAACUCGAGAUGAAUUUCUAUCACAUGAUGUAAGCAUAGUUAGAUGGGGUCUAGGUUGUGUGGCUAGGUUUUGUGGACAUGCAUGGUCUGGAAGGGUUUGGUUUUCUUCUCACUGUUUCGUGUAAAUUAUUUCUCAUGGUUUUCUGUUUUUUGGGAAGGAUUUUGAACAUAGUUUAGUAUGUUGGCUUUAAUAUGAUUCAUGCAAAUCUGAAGUUGAUUGUUGUGAUAAUAUAAGAAGUUGAAGAA